ACGCCUAUUUCGGGGCGGAGUAUCAAGACUUCACCAUUAAAAAUGUAUUCGGUUCACACAUACACGACAAGAACAAUCAUCCCAAGGGGUGACCUGUUUGGUUUGGUAGACUGUUACUCUGGUAAGGGUGACAGGACACCCAAAGGUUCUUGCGGUCCGUACAUGAGGCCAAUUAGCGGUGACAUCCGCAACACAUUUUCGAGCAAGCACGCCGGCACUUAUCUUUCAUGGAUCGUCUACAUCACAGAGACGUUUUAUGACUUGCUUAAGAAAUUAUUCGAAGAAUGCAACAAAUGUUGCGGCGACGAUAAACCGAAGUGCCGUACUGCACGGUGCUCACGAAAUUGUAAUUUCAAUGGCAAGAAGCCAGACCCCAAUCACGCCGAUUCAUGUGAGUCCAUUGUCAAAUGCAAGUUUACCAGGCCGACGCUGUACAAAUAUGGCUUCGUAAAUGAAGACGCAUUGAUGCUUGCCGAUAAGCCAACCAAACGCACGUGCAAAGAUUUCUGCAAGGCCCUAAAAACUGUUCUCAGUGAUAAAGUAGAUGACGACGCGGCACUUGCAAAGUUGGUAUAUGUAACGAUUCCAGAAUUCCUAUACCAGAUCCGUUUCCCCUUCAUGACCUUAACCCUUUCCCUCUGGCUCCUCUCUCUGUUGUACCUCAUCCACAUCAUGGUCAUCCGCCUCGACCUGCUCCACAUCAAAUCGCAUCUACAUAGUCCCUCGAGUCAUCGCAUCGCCGCUCAAUCGCUACUUGCCGCCGCGCGUGUUAACAAGCUUAACAGGGUGCUUUACCUGCAACCGUAA
Messenger RNA from Babesia bigemina, 807 nucleotides. RefSeq lists its product as hypothetical. The annotation marks the transcript as partial. Lineage: Eukaryota; Apicomplexa; Aconoidasida; Piroplasmida; Babesiidae. The record is from RefSeq and is a predicted model, not a curated record. The transcript has a single exon.